This is a messenger RNA of Clonostachys rhizophaga, 933 nucleotides long. The record is from the annotation of a GenBank genome assembly. Lineage: Eukaryota; Fungi; Ascomycota; Sordariomycetes; Hypocreales; Bionectriaceae.
AUGUCCGGCUUCCCUGAAUUCCCGUCCUUCACAAAGACUUGGCACAACAAGCCUUAUCCGUCAAUUUCUCCUUCACGCCCCGAGUUGAGCGCAAAAGGCAAAUUUGUGGUCGUGACGGGAGGCGGCGUUGGCAUCGGCGUUGCCAUUGCAAUUGCGUAUGCUCAGGCUGGUGCCAAGUUCGUCGCCAUCCUCGGCCGUCGCCUCAACGUCCUCCAGGAGGCCGCUAAGCGGAUCCGUUCUGCCAACCCGGACGGUUCAACUACCGUUUUGUUUGAGACAGCCGACGUCGGUAAGCCUGACUCGUUGGCUGCUGCCUUCAGCGCCUUUGCCAGCAAGACCGGUGCCAAAAUCGACGUUCUUGUUAGCAACGCUGGCAUCUUGCCCGAUCCCUCCCCCGUUCUCUCCACCAAAGAAGACGUUAUUCGCGACGGUCUUCAGACUAAUGUAAUUGGGGCUCUCAAUGUUGUGCAGGCGUCUCAACCCUUUGUUGCCCCGAAUGUCAUUAUCAUUAACGUGUCCUCUGGCAUCGGUCAUAUGCAGGCCGUACCCGGUGGUACCUGGGCUUACGCUGCUACCAAAAUUGCGGUCACCAAAAUGUUUGAUUACCUGCAGUUUGAGAACCCUGACAUGCACAUCGUCAAUAUCCAGCCAGGAGUUGUGGCCUCAGACAUGAAUACUAAGCACGGCGCGCCACCCCAGGAUGAAGCUUUCCAAAUUACCUUACGGUUUGAGCUUGCCAGCCUUUCUAACAACUGUGUCAUUCUAGCCGAGCUCCCUGGUCAAUUUUGUGUUUGGCUUGCUUCGAAAGAGGCCAAGUUUCUCAAGAACCGUUAUGUUUGGGCCAACUGGGACGUCGAUGAGCUCAAAUCCCGUGCUCAGGAGAUUGAGAGCUCAUUCCUGUUUAAAAUUAAGCUUGAUGGCAUGGAUCUUUAA